Messenger RNA from Tripterygium wilfordii, 1361 nucleotides. RefSeq lists its product as uncharacterized. The transcript has 2 exons. The record is from RefSeq and is a predicted model, not a curated record. The coding region runs from base 281 to 1186 and encodes 301 amino acids. Lineage: Eukaryota; Viridiplantae; Streptophyta; Magnoliopsida; Celastrales; Celastraceae.
CUCGCCAACAAUUACGCAUUACUAAUACAACCAUGUCCAACCAUUCUCACACUAAUUGACAACAACAACAUAUACAAUUAAACAAACCAAACCCAGACAAAAAAUUCCAGAUUGAGAGGAGGAGGAGGAGGAGGAGAAGAGAGUGUUGGACAAAGCAAUAUUCUCUCUCUCUUUGGAUCUCUCAAUACAAUCAAUCAUAUCUUAAUUUGAUGAAAUCAAGGACACCCAGCUAGUCCUUGAUUUCAUUGUAUACUAAUCUUGUGCAAAUCAAUUGUCACAGAUGGCUGAGGAGGGUAUGAGCAGGGUUCGCGCAUUUUCGUCCCCAGAAUUAGUUCGUUCUUCUACAACUGCAUCGGAUCAUCAAAGGCCUGAAGAUUAUAGCUUAGAAGGAAUUGCUACAAAUAUUAAGUUGCUGUUAAAACUAGUCCAAGAUCAUUCUGACGCCUCUACCAGAAGCAAUGACGAUCGAAAACUGCAAAGGGUAGCUGGAAUGAUGACCAUUCUAGAUGAUGUGAAAUCGCGAGUCGAGAAAUAUCAGACGUUUAACACCAGAAGAAGGGCUGCAUUUCGACGAUGCAACACAGAGCUUAGGCCUAACCAUCCCAUGAAUGACAAAAAGCCAACUGACUUGAUUACAGAUGAGAAGGAAAAAUUGAGGAAACAUCUCAGUGCAAGCUUAGCCGCACGAAAGAGCCUAGAAAUGAUGAUUUCAGGCUUGGGGAAGGAGAAAAAGAUUAUGGCAUCGGAGCUCGCCAGGAAAGUAAGCGAACUGAAUGAGAUGGAGGAACUUAUCAGCGACCUUAAAUCGCAAAACGAGAACUUGUUGGGAAAGUUGCAAUCUUGUGUUAAACAGCACAAGGAGAAGAAGUCGUCUGGCGGUGGCGAUGUUCAAGGGAAUGCAGCUCUCCAGGAACGUAACAAGGCACUCUCGGAGCAACUUAUGAGGUCUCUUGACGGGUAUCGAUAUUUAAAGAGGAAAUACAAAGAUCUGAAAGAGGAAAAUGUAGCACUUCACGCGACGAUGGAGGAAAUGGGGGCGGAAGUAAUGUCUGGACUUGACCGAGUGCAUAGAUUGAAGCAAAGGGUGGGGAAGGGGAAUGAUCAAGCUGUUGAUAUUGAUGGGGAGAUUUCAGAAUUAGUGCAUAUGUUCAAAGGCUUCAGCAUGAAGAUCUCGAAAGAUGUGUAGAAGAAGACAACUGAAUGAGCUAUCCAAAAUAGAAACGAUAUAGAGGUUUUUUGCACCAGCAAUUCAUAUGUGAUUAACUAGUUCUUCAGUUUUCUAGCUCAAGUCUGCUGAAUCCAAACAGUUAUAUGUAUUGUAUCCUCACUACCUAAUAUUGCUAAGUUACAGCCUGUUUUCA